Labeo rohita (rohu) is the source of this 1951-nucleotide messenger RNA. RefSeq names its product peptidylprolyl isomerase (cyclophilin)-like 2 (gene ppil2). Lineage: Eukaryota; Metazoa; Chordata; Actinopteri; Cypriniformes; Cyprinidae. Gene Ontology annotation, molecular function: ubiquitin-ubiquitin ligase activity; peptidyl-prolyl cis-trans isomerase activity. Bases 111 to 1685 code for a protein of 524 amino acids. Gene Ontology annotation, cellular component: catalytic step 2 spliceosome. The transcript has 20 exons. Gene Ontology annotation, biological process: protein peptidyl-prolyl isomerization; protein polyubiquitination; protein folding. The record is from RefSeq and is a predicted model, not a curated record.
CUGAGCGCUGGCCGGAAGUGUGUUUUAAACAGUCGGAGGUUUUGUGUUGGUUGUUUGUGCGUUAACAAACUUUUAUUUUUUAAUUUACUACCACCUCUUUGUCCACAAAAAUGGGGAAAAGACAGCAUCAGAAAGAUAAGAUGUACAUCACAUGUGCAGAAUACACUCAGUUUUAUGGAGGGAAGAAAUCAGAAAUCCCACAAGCCAAUUUCAGACGUCUGCCCUUUGAUCACUGCAGUUUGUCUCUUCAGCCCUUUGAGUAUCCCAUGUGCACGGUGGAUGGAGUUGUUUUUGAUCUAAUGAGCAUUGUGCCUUGGAUUAAGAAGUUUGGUACCAACCCAAUAACUGGAGAGAAGCUUGAGGCUAAAGCCCUCAUCAAGCUUAACUUCAGCAAAAACAAUGAAGGGAAGUACCAUUGUCCAGUGCUCUACACUGUGUUCACAAACAACUCCCACAUCGUUGCCAACAAAGUCACAGGGAAUGUUUUCUCUUAUGAGGCAGUGGAACAGCUCAACAUCAAGACAAAGAGUUAUAAAGACCUGUUGACAGAUGAACCGUUCACCCGCCAGGAUCUCAUCACAUUACAGGAUCCUACGAAUCUGGAUAAAUUCAAUGUUUCCAACUUCUUCCAUGUGAAAAACAAUAUGAAAGUCCUCGACCCUGAUGAGGAGAAAGCUAAGCAGGACCCAUCAUACCAUCUGAAAAGCACAAACCUGGAGACACGAGAAACGCUAGCUGAGCUAUACAGGGACUAUAAAGGAGAUCAGCUGUUGGCAUCCACUAUGAAAGAGCCAGAGGCCAAAAAAACAGACAAGCUUAAUGCUGCACACUAUUCCACUGGAAGAGUGUCUGCCUCUUUCACGUCUACAGCUAUGGCUCCAGCCACCACCCAUGAAGCAGAUGCUAUUUCCGACGAUGCCGUUCGCUACCAGUAUGUUAAGAAGAAAGGCUACGUCCGCCUGCACACAAACAAAGGGGACCUGAAUGUGGAGUUGCACUGUGAUAAGAUCCCCAAGGCUGGAGAGAACUUUAUUAAACUGUGCAAGAAAGGAUAUUAUGACGGCACAAUAUUCCAUCGCUCUAUUAGAAAUUUCAUGAUUCAAGGAGGAGACCCUACAGGGACUGGUACAGGAGGAGAGUCUUACUGGGGGAAGCCGUUCAAGGACGAGUUCAGGCCCAAUCUGUCUCACACGGGUCGUGGUAUUCUGAGCAUGGCUAACUCAGGACCCAACACAAAUAAAUCCCAGUUCUUUAUAACAUUUCGCUCAUGCACAUACCUGGAUCGGAAACACACUGUGUUUGGAAGAGUGGUUGGUGGUUUGGAGACCCUCACAGCGAUGGAGAAUGUUGAAAGUGAUCCGAAGACAGACAAACCCAAGUCUGAGAUAAAGCUGCUGAGCGCUUCAGUAUUUGUGGACCCGUAUGAGGAAGCCGAUGCACAGAUUGCAGCCGAGCGAGAGAAGGAAGCACAGAAACAGGAGGAAGAGAGAGCACAAACUUCUGCUUCAGCCAGCAAGGCAAAAACAGAGGACAAGCCUAAAUCCUUCAGAGCAGGAGUGGGCAAAUACGUCAACAUGGCUGCCACGAAACAUUCCCACCCAGAUGGUGACAAACCCUCCACUAGUGAAGCUCCUGCCAAGAAACCCAAAGGCAGAACGGGUUUUGGCGACUUCAGUUCCUGGUAGAAGCACGGCACCAUCUCUCCACACAUUGACUGACUGUGGGUAAAUUGAGUUGUUGGACUGAUCUUACUUGGCACAGACCUCUUGCAUUUUUCCCCUUUAUGGUUCCUAUUUUGAAAGUUUUUGUAUUUUUAUGUAAUAGUGUGGCAGGGAUUUAGUUUGCAUGUAGUUAAGUCUUUCUUUAUAUUGAGUCCUGUAAAUAAUCAUUGUUUUUUGCAUAUUAAAUAAUUUCAUCUAUGCGUUAAUAAAUGCAUUUUGCUGAAAGUUUG